GUAUAUCAUGUGGUUUUGUUGGACGAACAGUUCUUUGCGAGACAUGCAAGGCAGUGCCUUGCCAGUUUUGGAUGUCCAUGAGGAAUGAUGAGGAUUUAUAGGCCUAACACUAUAUAUUUUUAACGGCCUCCUCAUAGUCCCACCUCCGUCAUCCGGCCCUUCGUCGGGGAUCAAGAUUUUGGUCACAGCCAGUAACGCGCGAGCACGCCCGCGUUGGGGCGUUUGGUGCCGCCAUGACAGAACGAAUCGCACCUUUGGCGUCAGCGAGAGCGUUUCCCUGUUUGACCAGGUGUGGGGAAAGGAAGAUGAAAGGAUGAAAGAGGUCCUCACCAGCUUGAUGAACAGUUUUUUUGGGGGUGCCAAAUCAGCAAGAGGAGAGAAAUGGAGAGAAGCAUAGAGAAGCCACAAGACAUGAUUUCAUCGCGUUCGUUGCAGGACAUGAUUAUAGGAUAUUAUAGGUGAGCUUUUUGGCCAGGUUUUGCACCCCCCCCUCACCCCCACCUCCCAGACAGCAUACCUCAGGUCAAGGCCCCAGCAGAAAUCGCCGUAUCCAUCUUCAGGAAGAUCUGCCCAUGACCUCUUCCGAGCACCUCAACAUUGAGCUCGACUCGGACGGAUUCCUGGAGUUUGUCUCGGAGGAGGCCGAGGAUGCGAGGAGCGACCUCAGUAGCUGGAACCUCGUGACCAGCGACCUCGGAGGUGAAGACUGGUUCCCCGUGGGCGACGACGACGAGAGUCCGGCGUCGACCGGCUUGUCUGGCGGCGGAACGCCCACGGCGCAGUUCCUGCGCGGUGAGGGCGAAGGCGACGAGGGCGACGAGGCUCUGAUUUCGGUGGAAGGCGGACUGAAGGAGGUGGAGGUGAUUCCAGCACCAGAAAAGACCUUGAAGACUUUGGUAGGUCCCCUGACGAUCGACGGCGUGGACUUCUCGGCGGUGAGCUUCCUGCUGGGCGAGUGGGUGGAUUCCCUGGGACACUGCGUAUCGGUGGUCGCCCGCGACGAGCAGAGCGCGAAAGCACGGAUCAGUUGGGAUCACAAGAAUCAGAAGAAGACGAAGCUUUGGAAGACCUUUCUGAAGAUCUAUCGUGAGGAGGGACGUUGGAUCUGCGGGAACGGUCGGUUGCUCUCGGCCGACGUGGGGCGCGUUCAGUGGCAACGCGAGGACGGCCGCUGCACAGAAUGGAUCCGCACUCUUCCAGCCUCCAGGGCCUUCUUAUCGGCCUACGUGAGGCCCUGCGCGCAGUAGUCACCGGCAUGCGGCACGAUCGACGGCCAGAAUCGUCGGCGCGCUCGCAGCCGGCCAGUUCUCGAAAAACGAUCAGAUCCGCGUGACAGGACAUGACUCUCAGGACCUCCUAAGUUCACAA
Messenger RNA from Durusdinium trenchii, 1368 nucleotides. The record is from the annotation of a GenBank genome assembly. Lineage: Eukaryota; Dinophyceae; Suessiales; Symbiodiniaceae.